UACAGUUCACAUGAUCUCUUGUAUGGUUUCAAAAGGGGUGGGGCUGGCCUUAGUUACACGUCGAUCCGUACCCAGUACCCGUGUGAUUUAGGCAGAGGAAAUGGAGACAGAGACUGGAGGCAAAGUUUAUGCCAGCAAUAAACAGGCCCCCUCAUUCCCUCCCCGCCCCCCACUACUGCAACCCAGUAGAAUAAGAGCAAGUGGGGCGUACAAAACCACCCAGCUCAGGAGAGACCGAUUCAAGAAGUUUGGGAAUUGUAAAUCUGCACCCAUUUCAGCAAAAGCACCUAGCACCACCUCCGAUAUCAAAUCUCACUCAUCAACCAACUUGACUGUCGAUAACCAAACUCUAAGCACUUCUGACCCUGUGCAGGAGUAUAUCGAGCACUCUAGGGAAUCCCUGGGUCUUGAAACUGCACCUUUGCAGCACUCGACUGAUACAUGCACGCCUGCAGGUUUGAGGGAAUCUCUACUGGUCUCCUCUGGUCCUAUUACUGGUGUGAGAGACCUUAAGGCCCUCUCUCGGCGGCUGUCAGAGAUCAGCUCUCCUACCAAAAGUAGUAGUUCGUCAGUGGAGUUUAUGUAUGCUCUAUCAAAAGAGAACAAGAAAGGAUGUCCUGUGUACGACCUUUACUUUACCUCUGCUGACAAAGCCAGGGCACAAGGGAGAUACUACACUAUCAGUGCCUUGAAUGUGUCUGAGGUUUACAGAGAAAUUGGGAUGGAUUCAGUUUCUAGUUUGAGAUGGCUCUGGGAAAAAGAAAUCUUUUACAGAAUUACUGCAUUACCUUAUUUCAAGCAAUUCAUGAUUCGCAAAGCAUUCAAAGUGUGGCACCACUGGAUUUGUCAAAAUAAAACGUCCAAACAGAAGGUGAAGCUGAGGUACAACUUAUUCUCAGCAGAUACUGUGCUGCAGAAGGCAAUUUUAGAAGUUCAGAGUAUUUGUGAGGCUGCUUCCAGCAGCUCAUUCUCACACUACUUUGAGAAUGAGAUAGCCAAGACUGCAAGGGAAAUAAAGCUGAUAUCAUUAAGUGAGAGUACGUACACUCUGAGGCAGUUCACCCUCCUCCAAACUCAGACAGUGACUGAAGCACGUGAGCAGUUGUAUGUCUUCAGGGAGGCAAUAGUGGCAGUCAUUGUCUCCGUCUGCCAGAAUGUUGUUGACAGAGAAGAAAUAAGUGAGCUCAGUUCUCUAUCAACAAAAGAAAUACCUCCCUCCCACGUCAACGUCCUGGAGUGGCGUAAGACUCUAGAGAGACUUAACCGACUGACCUGUCUCUGUGGUGGGUUGGUAGUGCAGCUUUUACAGCGACUGGUCCUCAAGGCAGUUAACACCCUCCUGUUCAUCACAAGGAGACUAGUCAGAAAGGCACUGGCUCGUAGUGCAGACCAGGAUGAAAGCUUUGCCCUGAUGAGGGAGACGGUGACUAGUAAUCCAUUCACUCAAGGCAUUCUGGACCGACAAGAUAUCAGCCUGGAUGAUGAAGCACAUGCGGGACUAGUCUCUAUGCAGGCUUCAUCAUUCUCAACACUGCUGCCCUCACUCGAAGCAGGUGUGGGUUCUCUGAGUGAAUUUGCAGAAGUGAUGAUCCCUGCUGAAGAAAAUAAAGACACCACGAAUCCAGACAUUGCAGACAUCAGUUACUUACUCAGGAAGCCCGAGCAAGUCAUCCCGCCCCUAUGGGAGGUACAGUUAACUCUAGAUCCCGAAGAACAAGUCACUAGUACUGAGGUUACUUUCACACCAACUCUGGAUGAAUUCGAUACUGCCCUAGCCAACACGCUUAGUAGCUUUGAGAAACUGAUUAAGGACUUCAAAUCACUUCUCUGUGAUGAACGAAUACAGCCAUUUGUAGGUAGCUCCAAGUACGAUCUGCUCAAGACACUCGAGGUAGCAGAGGCUAAAAAAAGUGCAACAAAGACCUUGGGAUGGAUUGACUGUGAGAAUUUGCUGCAAAACUAUGCACCAUAUCAGAACGUUGUUGAUCAGCUCAACAAGUGUCUCACCCUCACCAUGACUGAGGUGGACAGAAAGCUAGCGCACUACAAGUGCUACAAUAAGAUGCUCAGUGUGUGCAGUGAAGCAGAGAUCACAUCCUCAUCGUGUGAGAACUGGUCUGUUCCCAUGUUCCAGCGAAACUUUGCUCUGUAUCACGAUCAGGUGCAUGCUAUGGAGGGGAUGGUGCUGUCUUUUCAAGUGGGUAUCGUGGAAGUGAAGGCAGUGGACUAUCAGAUGAUGUGCCUCACUCAACCUCAGAGGAUCAUUGCCGUGUUGGAAGAAAAGUUGCCUCAACUUGCCAGUGCCAAAUGUGACCAUUUGAGUACCGAGAUUAAGGACUACACGCAUAAACUGUUGGAUAUUCCAUCAGACGUUGUUGCCUUUGUAUGCUAUGUGGAGAAUGUGGAGAAUGUCAUCUCAGCAGUCCCACUCAUUGAGAAGAGGAUGAUAGUUGCUACCAACAUGUACAAUGUGGCCCAGCAGUUUGAGGUUAAAGUUGCCGAUGAGGAGAUGGCCCUUUACAAGUCACUCUUCCCUCAGUUCAGGCACCUCAAGAAUGUCCUUAUGCAAGCUCAAGCCACUAAGUCAGAAACCGUGUACCAAUUCUCCUCAGACCUCAAGAAAAUGGUUGUGGAAGUUCUGAAGGCAGCUAAUGAGUUGAAGGCAGCUAUUGAGUCUUCAGCCCUAGCAGAAAAUUGUGACCAGCCACUGGAUGUAUUGGGCCGCUAUGAGCUGACGCUAAAUACUUUACUCUCGCAAGCCAGGGACUACGUCGACUACCAUCACACAUUUGGAUCUAUCCCAAGCUCCAAAAGACGAUUCCAUGCAGUGGAUUCGUCAGUGCCUUCUUGGACACCAGAAGAGGUGCUUGAAGAAGUGUCUAAUGUGGCCCAGUCUCUCAAGGCUAGGCAGUCAUUGUUCAGAGUGAUUGCUGACUGGGACAACAAGAUGAAGCAAUGGAGAACAGCAGCCAUUGUCUCUUUGGGUGUGGCUGAGAUACAGAGGGAUGUGAAAGGGUUUAUCAAUCAAGUCAACUAUCUGGAGAAAGAGUUGUCUCCAUCAAACAAGAUGAUAUCACAGCUCCACUCAAAAGUGAUAGAGUUCCGGUCAUGGCUACCCACUCUCUCUUGCUUACUUAAUCCUGCCCUCAAACUUCGACACUGGGAGCUCAUCCACAGAGCCACAGGGGAGGUAUCCUCGCUCAGCAAGGGCCACACUCUCACCAUAGACUACCUCCAAAAAGUCAAGGUAUUUGAUCAUCAUGCGAUCAUUGUGAGUGUCUCAAACGAGGCCAACCAUGAAGCUGCCUUGGAGAGCAUGCUAAAAAAGGUGUCUAGUGAGUGGAUGAACAGGGAGUUGGUUCUAGUGGGACACAGUGGGUUGACUGAGAGACCCACUCACAUUCUGUCGGGGGUGGAGGACCUUUUGGCUUCCAUCGAGGAUAGCCUACUCACCAUCAACACUAUAAAGAGCUCAAAAUAUGUCAAGCCCAUCAAGCACUCGGUACUAGACUGGCAGAGCAGGCUGGUGCUAAUGUUGGAGACAGUAGAGUGCUGGAUCCAUUGUCAGAAGAACUGGCUGUAUCUAGAGAGUAUAUUCACAACUGUAGACAUCCAGAGACAGCUCUCCUGGGAGGCCAAGUUGUUCUUACAAGCUGACAAGUCACUAAGAGAAGUCGUUAGGAUAAUUGCUGAAAAACCAACAGCUUUAAAAGCUACAACCACUCCAGGUGCUCUAGAAUUACUUCAAAGCUGCAAUGUUCUGUUGGAGCAGGUUUUUAAGAGCUUGGAGGAUUUUCUGGAGGCUAAGCGAAUAGGUUUCCCCCGAUUGUAUUUUAUCAGCAACGAGGAACUGCUAGACAUACUGGCCCACACAAAGCAGCCUCUCACUGUUCAGGCUUAUUUGGGAAAACUAUUUGCAAAUGUCAAGUUGUUGGAUGCUGAAGUUGUCAGUCCAGUGGCUGCUAAUGUACUGGCUCUGGUUUCUAGUGAGGGAGAGAAAAUUAAACUUUGCAAGAGUGUGAAUGCAAGAGGAGCUCCUGAGAAGUGGCUGAGCUCUCUGAACAACACCAGUUGUGAGACUGUCCGGAAAUGUCUCAAGGAGGGAGCUGUCUGUUAUAAUCAGGCCAGUAGAGUCUCAUGGGCUAUCAAUCAGCCAACUCAAAUAGCAUUGACAGUGGCCUUAGUGAAGUGGACAGAGGAAGUGGAGAGAUGUUUUGAGACGGUGUCACCAACUGAAUCAUUGCUGACAUUAUUUCAGUCCUGGAAUUACUAUAUCGCUGACUUGGCUAAGCUGUGUCAGACUGAUGAACCUUCUGUCCUGAAGAGAGGGCUGCUAGUGUCCCUGCUCAUUCAGGAUGUGCAUUGCAGAGAUGUGAUCCAUCACCUUAUAAAAGACAUUAUCACUUCGUCUGACAGCUUUCAGUGGAUCAGGCACCUUCGUCACUACUGGGAUGAGGAAAACCAGGCUUGUCAGCUGAAGCAGCUAUGCGCUGUGUUUCCCUACGGCAACGAGUUCCUUGGUUGUCCCUCUCGACUGGUAGUCACUCCUCUCACUGAGCGCUGCUACCUCACACUCACCACCGCCCUACACCUACACCUGGGGGCCUCUCUACUUGGGCCGGCAGGAACUGGAAAAUCAGAAUCUGUCAAAGACCUUGCAAAGAUAAUGGGGAGAUUCUGUCUCCUUAUCAAUUGUUCUGAAUCACUUGAGUACAAGGCCAUGGGUCAGAUAUUUUCUGGGCUGUGCCAGUCAGGGUCUUGGUGUUGUUUUGAUGAGUUCAAUAGGAUUAAAGCUGAUGUACUCGCUGUGCUUGCACAGCAGCUCAAGUGCAUCAAGGAGGCCAAGGAGAGAAGGAUUGGCCGUUUCGUCUUUGAGGGUAGAGAGAUAAAGAUGGAUGCUUCCUGUGGAAUUUUUAUUACUACAAAUCCGCGGUAUAUAGGACGCGUUGAGUUACCUAACAACGUGAAUGUGUUCUUCCGUCCCAUUGCCAUGAUGAAACCAGACACUACUACAAUAUCUGAAGUGUUACUCCUAUCUAAUGGUUUUGUAAAUGCACCAAGUCUUGCUACCAAACUGACCAAAUUCUUCGAAUUCAUGGAAACUCAAGUCUCUAAACAAGUACAUUAUGAUUUUGGACUGAGAGCUAUAAAGGCUGUCAUAUCAGUUGGUAGAGCCAACCUUCUACAAAUAAAGAAGUCUAAAGGUGACUCCGAUAAGCAAGAAGUUCUCUCUUUGGUUUCGGCAAUCAAGGAUGUCAACUUAUCGAAAUUACUUUCUAAAGACACCACAGUAAUGUUCACAUUGCUCCAACAGUUCUUUGGAACUGAACUGGUGAAUAAAGUAGAUGAACUUCAAAGAAAUAGCCUUCUACAGGAGUACAUACAGCGUGCAGCAGUGGAGUGUUCUCUUCAAACGAGUGAUGUUCAGACUCUUCAGUGUGUCCAACUCUACAAAACUAUUGGGGUUCGUCAUGGAGUAGUUGUAAUGGGAACAACAGGUUCGGGGAAGAGCACAGUCAUUCAGUUACUGAGAGGAGCGCUCAACCUAGCCGGAAGAAUGAUUCAUUCAAACCACCUCAGCUCACAGUCAAUCUCUAGCAAGAAAGAGGCUAGAGGCGAAUCAACUGUUUGUGAAUUAGAAACGAUCAACCCCAAAAGUGUCUCAUUCCAGGAGCUUUAUGGAUAUGUGGACAAAAACACUCUCGAAUGGAAAAAUGGUUUACUUCCGAAAAUUCUCAAGAAACUUUGUAAUGAACUUACGGCUAAACAAUCAGGGAAUGAACAUAUUCCAGUUCAGUCGUCUUCGUUACUAUCUUCCUCAGAUUAUCAGGAGGAAAACUCUGAAAGCACCGAAAGCAAUGAUAAGAGAGAGAGAGACAAUAAUUUUGCUGUAUGCUAUCCCCCCUCAGCACCAGCUGGCUGGAGGUGGAUAGUUUUGGAUGGACCCAUUGACCCCAUGUGGAUCGAGAACCUAAACACUGCUCUUGAUGACUCAAAACUGCUUUGCCUCUCGAAUAAUGAGCGUAUCUCUCUUCAACCUGGAUUAAGGCUCCUGUUUGAGACAGACAGCUUGGAGAAUGCUUCACCUGCCACUGUUAGUCGAUGUGGAAUAGUACUAAUGGAUACCCAGUUACUCUGUUGGAAGCAAUACACUGCUUCAUGGAUCAACCAGCUACCUGCAGAGUUUCCUGAAGAGGGUAAAUCACUUCUGCAUGCUUUGUUCGAUCAGAGUAUAGACGAUGGAAACAAGUUUCUAACUAUAAACAGGUCGCAACUGUCCUGUAAACUACCCAUUAUGGGCGCCAUUAGGACCCUGUGCAUAAUUCUGAGAAGCUUAAUCGAUUUCUCUUUAAAGGAAUUCCCUGGGCUCUAUCAAAACUUUAGCACAAAAAUAGGCUCAAACUGUCUUAAAUCUCAAGACAGCUCCAGCAGUGUAGGUGUUCAGACACUAGCCGGUAUAUACAUACCUAAAAAGGCAGCCAAACAAGAAAUAAGUGAUGGAGAACACAUUGAACAGCAGUCUGAGCUCUUUCAACUAAUUGGGAAACUGUACGUCUUUUCUUUUACAUGGGCAUAUGGCGGCUGCUUUGAGUCUGCUUUGGAGGAAGACGAUGCAAUGGAAGGGCUAGGGGACAUUAAAGUCACUCGAGGUGGUAAUACUGUGCUUUCUCAGUUUGAUGCUUUAGUACAUAAGAUGUUCUCAUCCAGUGACUCUGUGGUCCACGUUAAACUCCCAACAACCACCGACUUGAUCUUCUCCUAUUACAUUGACAUCCAUUCUUCAUCUUUUCUACAGUGGAAAACUCUCGUUCCUUCACCCAAGCAAAUCGCUACAAAAAUGUCACUGCUGAGAAAAGGUCUUGGUAAUAUUAGCUCAAAGUUUUCGUCUCCAUUUUUCAAAGAAUUUUCCACGGAAGAUUUAAAUGCCACAAGUGUGCCAUUGAUACCAACAGUUUCCACAGUGCAGCUUACAUAUCUUGCAUCUCUACUUGGCAACAAUGUGAUGUUGGUUGGAAAGACAAGCGUCGGAAAGACCCAGUUUCUCAAAUACCUUUCAGACAUACUUUUGUUUCCUGAUAUGCAAUCUGCAGUUGUAUAUUCUGUUCAAAGAGCAAAUAGGAAUGCUUCGAAGCCAUCUAAUUUCGACCUGUCCGUUCCUGAUAACACUAAGAAUGAAGUAUCAGGUUUUGAGUACCAACUUUCAACGAGAACUACAUCACUCGAGCUACAGUCUGCCAUUGGAAACUACUGCAUACGUACUGGGAAGUCCGUUUUGAAGCCUGCAAUGGGUGAAAAGGUAAUUGCAUUUUUGGAUGAUCUACACAUGCCAGGAUCAGACGUGUUUGGAACUCAACAGUGCUCUGAGUUCUUAAGGCAGCUACUGAACAAUGGUGGAUGGUACGACAGGCGCAACUUGACCUGGAAGGAUGUUAGUGGCGUGCAAGUAGUCGCUACUUCCGGGAGGAAAGGUUGGGGUCAUGCAGUUGUCAGUGAGCGUUGUCUGAGCAAAUUCAGCGUCUUUUGCCUCCCUGAGCCAUCCUUAGACUCACUCCAAGCUGUGUACACAUCUCACCUCUCCACUGCUUUUUCUGACAAUUUUGCUGAUGAUUUGCUGAGGAACAUUCCCAACAUUGUAUCUUGCGUGCUGUUCAUGUUCCAGAAAGUGGCCAGUCUGCUAAAACCAUCACCACAUAAACCACUGUGUACAUUCUCCAUCAGAGAUUUGUCAAAGGUGUUUUUAAGACUUUUGCACGCAAGUCACAGAAGUGUAAAAGAAGCUCAAGAUAUUAUUCAGCUCCUAUCUCAUGAAUUCCAAAGAGUGUUCAAAGACAGGUGCUUCCCAGAGGAUAGAGACCACAUCUAUAGCAUCUUGUCUGAGGGCCUCAGAAUCCACUUUAAGAUGGUAGUUCCAGUGGUGAACCUCAAGGAGCAGCUUCUUUUGUAUGAAGACUUCACGAACUCCUUUGGAAGAUAUUUGCCGGUCAAGAGCCCUAAUAAACUAGUGAAAAACUUGGAAAGAAUUCAAAGUCAAUACAACCUGACCGAGGAUAAGAGUUUCCAGUUGUCUUUCUUUCCACAAAUGUGUGGGCACAUAAUACGAGUCACCCGUGUUCUUCAACAACUUAGAGGAAAUAUGAUAUUGGUUGGAGAAGGUGGUAUUGGUAGGAGGAGUUGUGCCCAACUAGCCUGUCACAUUGCCAAUUGCAGCUAUCAUUGUUUGACAGUUUGUGAGAAGUCGCCUGGUGAAGCACUGGAGGAGGUCAAGAGUGUGGUAAUACAGUGCGGUGUGACAGAGAAGGUCACCUGUCUGCUGGCUACGGAGAGUCUAGGCUCAGAGCAGGAUGAUGUAUUGCACAUUUUGCAUGAGCUGAUGAGAGGUGGAAAUGUGAGAUGUCUGUUUAGUAUUGAGGAGGUUGAAAGUAUUCUAAGCCAGCUGUCCGAAGUGCUCGCUGUAAAGGAAAGAUCCGAGUGCCUGUUGUCAUCAAGAGAGUUAUGGAGAUUGUUUGUUAAGAGGGUUCUUGGUCAUCUGCACAUUGUUCUUUGUAUGACACCCUCGAGUCCCGUUCUGGCAGUAAUCUAUAAGAGUUAUCAGAGUGUAUUAACCCACUCUACUAUUGAUGUGUUUGAUGAAUGGGAUCCAAAGGCUCUGUUUGGGUUAGCAGGGAGAGAAAUCUUGGAGUGUGAUGCAGCCAACAGUGAUUUGAAAUUAAAAGAGCUGAGCAAUCAGCUGGCCACUACUGCAGUGAAGAUGCACGAGAUGGUACUCUCAGCUCAGAGCAAGUCACGUGAUCACAGCCCUCUCUCCUUCACAGUCACACCUACCACCUUCAUCCAGUUUGUGCAAAAAUUAUGUGCUCACCUCUCCACAAAAAAUAGCAACAUCAGAGUACAAAGGUCACAUCUUGAAGAAGGUCUGUCACAAUUGCGAAAGACAAAUAGGGACGUUGAUAUAAUGAGAGGAGAACUAAAUGAAUUGCACCCUGGAGUGACUUUAAAGACAAAGGAAGUGGAAAUCCUUCUAUGCCAGCUGACUGUGGAACAACAGCAGCUCGACACUUUGAGAGCUACAGUUGCCGAGGAGAGAGCAGCCAUUGCUCUGGAAACUGAACAAGUUCUCAUUCUGAAAGAGGAAGCGGAAGAAGAUCUACAGGCUGUACUCCCUGACCUGGAUCGUGCUGAGCAUGGGCUCAGAAACUUGGAUAAAAAACAUUUUGACGAGAUUAGAUCAUAUGGAAGACCACCGGCUAUGGUGGUGCAUGUAAUGAAUGCUGUGUGUCUCCUCUUGGGCCAACCCACUGACUGGAAGACAGCAAAGCAGUUGACACGAGAUGGAACCGCUUUUCUUAAACUGCUAUAUUCGUACGACAAAGAAAAUGUCCCUGACAAGGUUCUGGCCAAGCUCAGGAAGUUCACUCGGGAUGAGGGCUUCACUCCUAAGAAUGUAGCCCUUCACUCUGUAGCCUGUCAGUCCUUCUGUGAGUGGGUGUUAGCUGUCGAGCGUUAUGCUGAGGUAUUCCGGGUUGUUCAGCCUAAACGAUCUGUAUACCAAGAUGUAAGGGACAAGCUAGAGUUAGUGAUGGAGAAACUAAGCAAGAAAGAGAGACAUCUCAACGAGCUUGAGCAGCGACUGUCUGAGCUAGAAGAUAAGUACAGAGUCAAAAUGGAAGAGAGGGGAGAACUCCAGAGCAAAUGUGAUGAAAUAUCUCUCAAGUUGAAUCGUGCAGAAACUAUCACCCAGUCUCUAACAGAUGAGCAGGAUCGCUGGACAGUCACACUUUCAUUCUUGGAUCGCCAGGAAAGCACUCAGAUUGGAGACAGCCUGCUUUCGGCAGCGUGUUUAACAUACCUGGGUCCUUUCACUGUUGUUCUCAGACAAGCACUAAUCAACGAGUGGAAACAACUGUGUAGUGAGAAUAAGUUGCCAGCCAGUAAACAUUUUAAGUUGAAAGACAACAUUGGAGAAGUAGAAGAGAUCCAGCAGUGGCAUGUCCAUGGCCUCCCAGAGGAUCCUCACUCAGUAGAGAGUGCUCUAAUCGCUACCCAGUCCACCUCCACCCCUUUUAUCAUUGACCCCCAGGGACAAGCAUCAAGGUGGUUGAAAAGUUUCUACUCUACGGAUGGUUUAAGGGUUCUUCAAUUCGACAGUGAAGAUUUAGUGAAGAAUAUAAAAGAGAGUAUUACAGAAGGAACCACUGUAAUUAUUGAGCAAGUUUCAAGCUUUGGGUGGCUCAAGAUGGAGCCUUUUCUGGGAGGACAAAACAGACAGACACACCUCGGUGUUGAAAAAAUGGACAUUCCGUACAAUCCAUCUUUCAGGAUGUUUCUUGUGUGCCAAGAUGCUCGUGCAGACUUGACAUCAGACAUUUGCAAUAAAACUAUCGUGAUCAAUUUCUCAUGUACAACGGAGAGUCUGCAGGAGCAGUUAUUGGCCACUGCUAUCAGAUUGCUUCAACCAGCCCUAGAUGUUUCUCAUUCAGAGCUGAUUCUUAGGAUAGUGAGCAGUAGGAAAGAGCUAAAGUAUCUUGAAGGAGAGUUACUAAACAUUCUGAGAAGUAGUAAAGGGAUUUUGGAUGAUGAAGAGGUGCAGGCAACCUUGCACCAGUUAAAAGAAGUGGCAAUUGAUGUGCAAACGCAGCUUGAGGAUGCACAGGCCACAGGGAAAGAGAUCAAUUUAUCCAGACAGCAGUAUAUUCCGGUCGCUGUCAGGGGAUCACUGUUGUACACUGAAAUACAGGGUCUGCACAUAUACAGCCCCAUGUACCGCUUCUCUAUGGACUGGUUCCAGCAAAUCUUUUGCGAGUGCUUAACAGGUAUUGAACUCACUGAACAGGAAGAUGAUCUUGAAGCUCACCUAUCCGCAAUCAAUGAAAUGCUUAUUAAUGUAGUCUUGAGAAGAGCCUCGUUUGCCAUAUCUGCUAAGCACUAUACACCGUUUGUUUUCAAACUUUGUUGCUCAUUAUGUACGAAAGGUUCCAUCAGUGAGCCAAAACUGUCCCCUGAAGAGUGGAGGGUGAUGAUGAAAGUUUGUUCUCUUUUCAAGGACACAAAUGAUGACACUAGUGAAUUAAGUCAAGAAAGUAAUCGCUUGUCUGGCAGUUCAAACUCUCAACCUAACUCUUUUACACCAAAAAUAUGGGAUGUACUACGAUUCUUUGAGAAGAGGCUUUCGUGCUUUACAGGCCUGCAAAACCACAUUUCCAGCCACCUGGAAUUAUGGCAAAAUUUUCAAGCAAAUUCAAAUCCCAUUGUUUCCCUCCAGAACAUGACGGAGCAAAACGGAUUUGCCCCUUCAAAACUGACUGCAUUCCAACAGCUACUGCUCGUACAAGCGCUUUGUGUCGACAAAUUUUCCCAAGAAGUCAACCAAUUUAUUGUCAGUGUAUUGGGUGAUCAGUACCACGAGAGGCCACUGAUUUCAUUCCCUGAAGUUCUUAGUACAACAAAGAAUGGAACUCCUAUCCUCCUGCUACAUUCGGGAGACAUGGAUGCUUACAACUUGCUAAGAAGUUUGGCUAAAACUGAGCAAAUCCCAGGAAUUGUGACUGGAUACAUUGGUGAUAGUCAACAAAAGAGAGUAUCUGACCUUUUGCACACUGCAAUUGAAAGAGGAAACUGGAUUCUCAUUGAAAAUUGUGAUUUGGGAUCAUUUUGGCUUGAAAAACUUCUUAAAGAAAGUUUAAAUCGUACGUCACUCCACCAAAACUUCCGAAUAUUUCUCUCCUGUUCUGCAAACUGUGUGCUACACGAUAGCCUGGUAGAAUCCUGUGUUAAGAUCAAUUUGGAUGCUCCGAGGUCUAUACGAUCCAACAUGUUGCAUCUAUUCUCUAGUGAUAGCUGGCUGAAGGGGGUAUUUGAAGGUGGCUCUCACUCACCCCCACACUGGAAACAAUUAGUCUACGACCUAUGUAUGUUCCACUCUGCAAUCAAUACCAAGAGGGUAUUCGGCAGUGUAGUAGGUGAAACAACCUACAGCUGCUUUCAAGCAACAGAUCUCCAGAUGUCAAUAUCCCUACUGACUGAAGUCUUUGACGGAGGCCUUAAUGAAUGGGAAGUUAUAGAACACCUUGUGGGUAUGAUUUGCUAUGGCGGCCGAAUAACAAACAAGCACGAGAAAAGAUGCAAUGAUAACUUGCUUCAUCUAUACCUCAGUUCUAACUGCCAAGGAGCCGGCAUAAUCUUAGAUAACCCAGAGAUUGCUCCAUUAGUUUCAUACAAGGAGGCAGUUCUCAGAGCAAGUGAGCUCACACUCCAAGACAAGCCAGAGCAAGUUGGGAUUACCGUAGAGACAUUUCUAUCAUACAAGCAGACUGAAUCGAGGCAGUUGCAACAGUUUAUUUGUCAGUUGGAUGACGACCAAAAAAUUACUUUUCAAGAAGAUCUGGCCUUAGAAAAGGCCAUGUAUAUAUUGGACAACCUUCCUUCACUGGAACUUUCUGGACACACGCAUGCUCGUUGCUGCCCUGACACAAUGAUUUUUGUUGACAUGAUAAAUAGAGAGGUGUCAGAAUGGGAAGGCAGGUUAUCUGCUAUCAGAAACAUUCUUCAAGACAUUGUCGAUACAAUACACGGAGGUGGAAUACUUUCUGACAGCCAGGAUAGCAUUUGCUGUUGCCUGGUGGGAAAUUCAACUCCUGAAUGCUGGAGUUUUGGUGGAACUCCAAAAAUAUUCUUGUCUCAGUGGCUUAGUUUCCUGUUGGACAACAUCAGCUACAUAUCCAAGCUUUUCAGUCAGAUUAUGAAUUCCACGAAGGAAGAUAAGCCACUGCCAACCAAACUCUUCAUCCAAGCUUUUGCUUCUCCGAAUGGUCUGUUCACAUUUCUAAAGCAGUAUCUCUCUAAUAAGGAAGGCAUCCCCCUGGAAAAAGUUGAUCUAAAAGCUAGCCUAUCAUCUAACAGUUCAUCACAUACUAUUACUCUGGUCGGACUAGCAAUGGUAGGAGGUACCUUCCAGGAGAACUGUGAACUAACAACAACCACAGAAACUGAUGUUGUUCUCGGAGUGGAGCUAGCCUGCCGUCCUAUAAAUAUGGAAAACAGUACAGGUCAAGGCUUGUACUACUGUCCCGUGUACUCCUCAAAGGCAAAAUCUGAUCAGGUAUCAUCCAUUUGGAUACCUGUUGAUACUAGCUUGCUAGACCGUGAUGUUAGAACAAUCUCCCUUGUCAUAAACUCUCACUAUAAUAGAUUCUAGCCAUGAUUAUUUUAUUUAGUGAUUCUGUCGCUGUAAGUAUUAGAAUAUCUUUAAUGUGUGGAUAAAGUUCAAUCUAUAUCACACUAUA
Molecule: messenger RNA, 13280 nt
Organism: Halichondria panicea
Lineage: Eukaryota; Metazoa; Porifera; Demospongiae; Suberitida; Halichondriidae
Product: dynein axonemal heavy chain 6-like
Exons: 70
Coding region: 101-13192 (4363 amino acids)
Biological process (GO): cilium movement involved in cell motility
Cellular component (GO): 9+2 motile cilium; dynein complex
Molecular function (GO): minus-end-directed microtubule motor activity; ATP binding; dynein light intermediate chain binding
Source: RefSeq, a predicted model, not a curated record